Molecule: messenger RNA, 8022 nt
Organism: Arctia plantaginis
Lineage: Eukaryota; Metazoa; Arthropoda; Insecta; Lepidoptera; Erebidae
Source: the annotation of a GenBank genome assembly
AUGUUGAACAUACUAGUUUUAUGCCCGGUUUUGCUUGCUGCUGCUGUUCAAACACUUACGAUAGACUCUCAACUUGGAACAUCUAUCGAAGAUUGCUUCGAGAGAAUAUCCAUCGGUGAGCAACUACCACAUGACUCCAUCUAUCGUAAUGUAACAGAACUAACUACGCGUGAAUGCGAACAGAUUUGUAAGCAAGACAAGCAGUGCCAGAGUUAUGACUAUGGUGUUGGUGCCAAAGGUAAUGCGACGUGUGACCUGAGCAAGUCCAGCGAAAAAGAAAUAAAAGAGAAGAAUUUGCUCAAUCGUCAUCCUGACUACGACGUUUACGUGCGUCGCUUUCAAUGUGAGCAGUCACCACCUUCUCCAAUAAAGCCACAAUUCGAUGAUCCAGAAGAACCACCUUCUGACAAACCAUCUCACCGCCCAGUCUACAGACCAGUUGAAGAAAAAGUUCCAAACAAUGGAGAGUAUUCAGGAUCUUCAGACUUAGAAUCUUAUGGAGUCCAAAAACCAGUAUACAAGCCUCAGUAUGAUGAACGACCAGAUGACUAUACUAAUCCAAAACCUGACUAUGACUCGGGGCCAAGCUACGGAGCGCAUAAACCACAGGAUACACCAUAUAAACCAGAAAAGCCAGUUGAAAAACCAUCUCAUACUACAAGACCAGAUCCUUACGAUGUAUUGCAGCUUCAAGACCCCUACAGACCAAACGAUAGGCCUGGCUAUCCUUCCAAUGAUUAUGAUAAACCAAACAAAAGACCGUAUUUACCAGAAAAACCAGAAUAUCAAUACGUCACCAGACCUAAGCCAAAACCUCAACAAGAUAGUGUUUACGUCAACAAACCUGACAAUCUUAAGCCUAGUUAUGAUGAAUCCAGUUAUUCAGGUCCAAACAGGCCAGUAACUCAAAAUCAGUAUGCCAAUGGCUAUGGGCCAAAUGUUCCGUAUGAUAACAAUUACAUUCAUGUUGAAAUUAGAGAUCCACCCAGGCCUUAUGAUCGUCCCAGGCCAUCCGACCAGGGUAUUUAUGGUUAUGGUACCUACUCAACCAAUCAUUUCCAUGAUCAGAGCAGUCAUUCCCAAUAUUAUGGAGGUGGAACCCAGAAUGGAUAUGGCUUACUUCCCUCUAAACCUAGUCGCCCGAUUAAUGUGGCUGAUAUGCCAUAUCCAAACUACCUAGAUGGGCAUUAUAACUCAAAACCUUCUUACGAUAAUAACAAACCCUAUGGAGGUAACUAUGCCUCAUACCAAAAUGAUUACGGUAGUCAGGCAAAUUAUGGAAACAGCGCACAGAAACCUUAUGGCUCAAGACCUUAUGGUGAUUAUAACAGACCUAGUAAUGACCCUUACAAUGAUUAUAAAAGACCUAGUCAGGAUAAUUAUGGUGAACAAGGAAGUUAUUAUAGCAAUCAAAGUACUUAUGGUACCAGCCAUGAUAGUUCUUAUGGUACCAGCCAUGAUAGUUCUUAUGGUGGCAGUAAACCGUCAUAUGAAAACGAUACACCCUCAUAUGGUAGUGUACCAGGUUCUUAUGACAGCGGUAAGCCUUCUAACAAUAAUAAACCAUCUUAUGGUCAAAAUGAUCAAAAUUCAUAUGGUAAUUACAAACCCUCAUACAGUGAUGUUAACCCCUCGUAUGGAAACGAGAAGCCUUCAUAUGUGAAUGAGAAACCUUCAUAUGGUAACGAUAGACCUUCAUAUGCUAACGACAACCCUUCUUACAAUAAUGAGAAACCCGAAUAUGGCGCUGACAAGCCUUCAUACAGCAAUGACAAACCUUCUUAUGGCAGCGAAACACCUUCUUACGCAGGCAUUAACCCUACUGCUAAUAAUGAUCAACCUUUCUAUGGUAAUGAUAAACCAUUAUAUGGCAAUGGCAGCAAUAAGCCAGGUUACGGAAAUAACCGCCCUUCUUACAAUAAACCAUUACAUAAUAAUGACUCACCAUCUUAUGAGGCUAACAAACCAACUUACGGUAAUGAUGAACCGCCAUAUGGAGGUAUUAAACCAUCGUAUGGGACUAAUUUAGCCGAAUAUGGUUCCAAACCAAUAUAUGGUUCAUAUGGUACACAGCAAGACUCGUAUGAUGGAAAUCAGUACUACGAAGGUAGUCAGUCAUAUUACGGUAGUAGUCAUCAAAAUUACCACAGUUCAAGCGGUUACGGAGGAUCCUAUGGUGGAAGUCAAACAUUACACGGAAGUCAAAAUGAUUAUAUUAGGCCGUCAUAUGCAAGCAACCGGCCAUCGUCAGAUCAACCAACUUAUGGUAGCAGUCGACCACCAUCAGAUCAACCCUCGUACGGAAGUAGCCGACCAUCAUUAGAUCAACCAUCGUACGAUAGCAAUCGACCAUUAUCAGAUCAACCAACAUAUGGUAGCAGUCGACCACCAUCAGAUCAACCUUCCUACGGUAGUAACCGACCAUCAUCAGAUCAACCAUCGUACGGUAGCAAUCGACCAUUAUCAGAUCAACCAACAUAUGGUAGCAAUCGACCAUUAUCAGAUCAACCAACAUAUGGUAGCAGUCGACCACCAUCAGAUCAACCUUCCUACGGUAGUAACCGACCAUCAUCAGAUCAACCAUCGUACGGUAGCAAUCGACCAUUAUCAGAUCAACCGACAUAUGGUAGCAACCGACCGUCAUCAGAUCCACCAUCAUACGGUAGCAAUCGACCAUUAUCAGAAGAGCAUUCGUACGGUAGCAGUCGACCACCAUCAGAUCAAUCUUCCUACGGUAGUAACCGACCAUCAUCAGAUCAACCAUCCUACGGUAGCAACCGACCUUUAUCAGAAGAGCCAUCGUACGGUAGCAACCGGCCGUUAUCAGAUCCACCAAAAUAUGGUAACAAUCGACCACCACCACAUCGACCUUCCUACGGUAGCAACCGGCCGUUAUCAGACCAACCUUCCUACGGUAGCAACCGACCAUUAUCAGAAGAGCCUUCGUAUGGUAGCAAGCGGCCGUUAUCAGAUCAACCAACAUAUGGCAACAAUCGACCACCACUAGACCGACCUUCCUACGGUAGCAACCAGCCGUUAUCAGACCAACCUUCCUAUGGUAGCAACCGGCCGUUAUCAGACCCACCUUCCUACGGUAGCAACCGACCAUUAUCAGACCAAUCUUCCUACGGCGGCAACCGACCGUCAUCAGAUGAACCAUCAUACGGCAGCAACUGGCCAUCAUCAGAUCAGCCUUCAUACGAUAGUAACAGACCUGGCUACGGAGAAAAACCACAGAAGCCUAAUCCAAUUUAUGGAGGAAAUGACGACACGAGCUCAAGUUACGGUGGUUCUAAUAAUAGUCCUGCAUACGAUGAAAACCGUCCAGAUCAUAUCAGUCCAGAUAACACCGGUUUUGGUGACACUGACUCCGGUUACGGCGGUAAAUCACCCAAUAAAACUGGUGUCAGGCCGGUAUAUGAGUAUGAGUUUGAUAAACCAAUUAAUGCGCCCAGCUAUAUAGCCAGGCCAGGAGGGCAGGUGGUGACUUCGAAACCAAUGGCGAUUGGACACUUUGAUGAUCUAGGUUACUUCAGGAACUCAGAUACACCAGCUUCUUAUGAGGCCUGCUUCCGUCGCGUGCUCGCAGGUAAGCGAGCACUUCGGAGCCACGUCCGAAGAGUGGUACCGUGCGAGAGGCUGGAAGACUGUCGAAGAGAAUGUGCUACAGAGAAGAGAUUCCCAUGCGAAAGCUUUAAUUAUAGAUUAGACCGCAGUUUCCGUGGUAGAGGCCUUUGUGAGCUGAUGACAAAACCGAUUGAAGCGUUUGACCUGCUUCGUGACUUCGUCGAAGACAAAGAGUUUGAUUUCUUUGAGCUUGACCGUAACAGCUUGGAACCAAAUUGUCCAGAAACUCUAAGAGGACCGGGGAUCUUGCAUUCUGGUUUCCUUUCUUCUAAGAGCAAUCAAGUUUCAGGUUGGACAGAUAAAAAUGAUUGGUUUGAUGGGAGACAUAGAGACAGAAACACUGUUGACAGGAGAGGUGGUUAUGGAAACAGAAAUCAUGACAGGAUCUACAUCCCUUAUCAAAUAAAUCAAGGUUUAGGCCGAAGUGACGAAGAUGAAGCCUGGGGUCAAUAUGGCGGAGGCUAUGGAGGAACAGAUAGAUACUACAAAGACAGAAACGAUUAUCACAAAUCUGUUUCACAUUGGAGACUGGCCAGUGAUAUUGAUAUACCUUACCAUGGAGUCAAACAUUAUUCUAAUAACCACUUCGAUUAUAAUACUCUUGGAAAGAAUGGUGGAGAUGGAUCAUGGAAAUAUGGUCAUGGGUCCUGGAAAAGAGGCCGUUGGAAUAGUUCUGGGAAUAAUAAUGGACUGCAGUAUGAAGAGUCAAAUUUUUAUAAACCGAAGUCCCAUUUUCAUGGGGUUAAUGAACAUGGGCAUGACCCGAUAGAACGGAGUGACGAUGGGUUUACUAAAGACUGCUCCUCCCGCCGUAGACCAGGGAUGUCUCUAGGAUCUGGUGCUAUCAGACGAUCACUCCUAUCCCAUAACGUUGUGGAAUGUGAGGCCGCUUGCUUUGGUGAAAGGGAAUUUAAAUGCGUGUCUUACAGCUUCAGGUAUUCAAGUGCCCAUGGCGCUGACAAUUGCUUUUUAUCCGAACGCCCAUAUCGAGGUCUAGAGCUUGCUGCAGAUAGCAGUUCUGAUGUUUAUGCGAUGCCACAAGAUCAGGGCUGUGUCACAAUCAAUUAUAAGCCUUGGGUUGAGAGUGAAUGCUUCUGGCACGUCAGAUCUGGUUAUGCAGUAAGCGACACGGCAAUAAGAGCAGCAUUAACUGUUGGUGGACUUGGAGCUUGUGAAGCUGAGUGUAUCAGAGCCCACAGUUUCUUCUGUAGAGGGUUUAGCUUCAGGUACGAUUCAGUAACUAUAGGUGAUGAUACAGAGAAUUGUAUUCUCACUUCUUCCCCACCGACGUCUUUGGACAACGGACAUGGUCUUCGUCCCAGUACUGGACAUGAGUUGUAUGCCCGUGGGAAUUAUGGAAGAGGUUGUGAGCCAGCGCUAUAUGAUGAUGCACAAAAUCGGGAUGAAGAAUGCUACCUUCAGUAUGAAAAAGCCGCAAAGCUGACGGGAUCCGCCAUACGCGGUCAAGCUCGAGUCAAAGACGAGCAAUCAUGUGGGCAUGCGUGUAACGAUGCGCCAUUUACUUGUUUGAGCUUUUCCUUCAAUAACAAUGCACCCCCAAAUACAGACAACUGUUUACUAUCCGAAAUACGUCUGUUUGACCUUCAACGAGGAGUGGACUACGUCCACUCAGCCGACGACUGGCUGUUUGCCUUCGAUCUGUUCAAUGGACAAUGCUGGAGGAAGAUUCAUUCACACCACUUCGACGAACCUUCACCAGAAAUACCUCGCCCGCUAUCACUACCUCCAGUCAAAGAUCCAUAUUCGAUAUCAGUACCACCAUCUGGACCUCCUGGAAUAACUGGACCUUCCGGUCCUUCUGGACCUGGAUAUCCACCAGAUCAUGAGCCACCUUUUAUUCCAUCAGGCCCACCAAGUGGUCCAGGGUACAAACCUAGCCCACCUAGAUACCCACCCCACCCGAACCUUGAUUAUCCAGAACAUUCUGUGCCUGGUAAGCCUCAUUAUCCUCCUGGACCCAGUCAGAAACCAGAAUAUUCAGCACCUCCUGGUCCAGUACUAAAGCCUGGAUAUCCUGGACCAAGCUUCAAACCAGGAUAUUCUGGACCUUCCGGCGAUGAUUUUAAGCCUGGCUACCCUGAACUAAGUUUUAAACCUGGAUAUCCCGCUCCACCUGCUCUUGAUUUUAGACCUCAAACUAACUUUAGACCAGGCUAUGAUGAUCUGUCUGGACCUGAAUAUCCCGGUCCACCUAGGCCUGAUUUUAAACCUACUUUCAUUGAUCCUUCUGGACCUGGCUAUAAACCAGGUCCUAAUUUUAAACCUGGAUAUCCUUCCGACGCUGCAUCUAAUUUGAAACCUGGAUAUCCUCCCGACUCUGCAUCUAAUUUGAAACCUGGAUAUCCACACAUUGAUAACUUUAAACCUGCCUAUCCACCUCCUGCACAACUUGAUUACCCUACAGGGCCUCCUAGUCCAAACUACAGACCUGGGUACCUACCAGAUCCUGAUAUUAGACCUGUUUUACGACCAUCUGGACCGCAAAAGCCAGCAUUCAGACCAAUUGAUCGAGAUUUUAUACCAGGAAAACCAGGUUACUUACCAGAAAAGCCAGGCUAUUUGCCGGACCGUAGACCAGAAUAUGUUGGACCAAAUAGACCAUUAUCGGAUAUACCCAAACCUAGUAGACCAGUUGGAAGACCUGGUUUUCCAGAUAGAGACAUUGAGGAACCAAUGACAGCGUCGUGGCGCCAUUAUACAGUGUCAGGAUUCCCUUGCCGAGAUGGAACCACUUGUGCCCAGAACCAUAUAGCAGGACAUUGGGCGUGUGAGCCUGAAGGUGGAGAGAUUGGAUCUUGGGACUACUGUUGCGCUCCAACUCACAGGUGCGGUUACAGCGAAGGGUUCCAUAAGCCAUGGUGCUAUGUAGGCCCUGCAGAUGAUCAGUGGCGACCUUGCAGUGAAAAAUAUUAUCCGUACCAUCAACACAAGGUUCCUCAUCCAUCUCAAGGGCAUCAGAACUCACCAGGACAAAGAGAACCUGAUCGUCCACCCCAAAGACCUUGGAACAAUCUACCAGGACCGCCAGCUCCCCCACCGGUAUUUAACGAUAGACCUCAAGGACCACCAAGACAGCCAAGUUUCGAACGACCUCAAGGUCCUUACUUAUCAGAAGCUGAUAGAAGAUAUUGGGAUGAGCUGUAUUCGAAUGGACCUCAAGCGUAUUAUGAUAAAUUUGGAAACCCACUUCCAGGUUACUCUCGAGUGCCUACUGAAGAACGACCACAUAUUAAAUAUAGUCAUAAUAAUCCCCCUCCCGGUACUGGACAAUGGCUGCAAGUUCCUCAAGAUAGGGGAGACAUGCCACCUCCUACGUUAGGAGUACCCAGAUACUGGCCAGUAGCUUAUCUCCACAAAGGGCCACCUCCCAACACAACCUACUUCCGCUAUAACGAAACUCAACCAGAGUCAAGUUCAACCACAACAGAAAGAUAUAAGUAUACAACAACACAACGAGAACCACAAUCAACAACAACUUCACAACCUAACAACGUUGAAAAGCGUAGAGAUGAAAAACAGAGAAAUAUAAGUGUCUUUGAAAAUGUCACUCCGGAAGUGACGACAGUCAAAGUAAAACCUACCACAACAGAGUUACCCGAUGUAAAAGAAGAAGUUAAGGAGAAUAAAACAGAGAUAGAGAUCAUAAAACCAGUAAAUGCUAAAGUGAAAGAUGUUAUUAAAGGUAUCGAUGAUAAAUUAGAUGAUUUCACAGAAUCAAUAGAAGUGUUAGAUUUAGAUGAUGUGAAAGGAGAUAAACCAUCUGAUUUAAAAACUUUAGAGGCCGAGGAAAGACAGAUUGAAGAAAUAGGCAGGAUUUUAGCUUCAAGAAGAGGUGGAAAAUUAGUUUUAGAUAAUAGAUCACAAAAAGAUUUAGAAACUAAAAAUAUAGCUAUUGAUAAGGAACUAACAGAUUAUAAUUUUGGUAAUAGAUUUAAUAUUGAAAGGAGAGGAAUCAUUCAAAAAGUAAGUAAAGAUGAAAUUGAAAGAGAGAGGAAUGCAGACAAAAGCUUAGAAGUGAGUGAGACAGCAUACGUUCGUCCUCCUAGAAUAUUAUCAACCACAGACAAUAUACGGAAAGCCAUAGUUAAUGGAAAAGUUUUCUAUGACGCCACGAUAAGACAACAAAGAGAAGCUUUUGUUGCCAACUCUACUCGAAGAGCUAAGAAUUUGAGGAAUGCAGAUGACUCUAAAAUCUCUAAUUUAGCUACAGCAUCCAAUUUUGGUAAGAAAAUUAUAAAACCAAGAAAUGUUAAUCCUGUACGAAGGGUUAGAAGAGUUUAUAAAAAGAGGUAUAAUCCAGAUGAGGUUAGAAGGAGAUUGCUAGAGAGAGAGAAGAGUAAAGAGAGUAGCGCGGACACUUCAAGAACAGUUUGA